Molecule: messenger RNA, 1317 nt
Organism: Trichobilharzia regenti
Lineage: Eukaryota; Metazoa; Platyhelminthes; Trematoda; Strigeidida; Schistosomatidae
Source: the annotation of a GenBank genome assembly
AUGUCGACUUUAACUAAGCCUUCCAUAAAAUAUCAACCUCCGGACUGGUUCACAAACUCAUUCGCCAUAAGUGCUAAUUCUCAACGUCAGAGAGAAGCUUCAGAACAAAUUCGUCAAGAAACGCGUUCUCUGCGACUUGCUGCCGCCCUGAGAACGAAAUGGGAUGAAUUUAAUAAUACCACUAGAUUGGCAGAUCGAAUAGAUGCUAUCAAAGACUUUAGGGAUAUUUUGGAACUUGCCCACUUACAGUUGGAUGAAGAAAUAUCAAUGGUUAACUUAGGCAAAGAUGCACUCGAGGAGCAAAUGAAAAAUAUAAUAACCCCGAAAGAAUGUGUUACAGAAUGCCUAGCUCUCCGAGACAGACGUAAAAGAAUAGAUUAUGUUGAAGAUGCACCAGAAGCUCAAUUGAAAAAAGAAAAGGAGUUGAUUGACAAAUCUCAUAAAAGGCUUCAACAGAAGGUGGAUGAAGCAUUUGAACAAAUGCUCCUUUUAAAGGAAGCCAGGGGUCAAGUUCUAUUGGAUUUACAAGACAAACAUGCUGCCAUGGACAUUGAUAUUCAGCAGUAUAAACUGAAGCCCACCUGUCCAGGUGUUUCUUUCAAGCCAAACCCAACACGAAUUCCUAAAGGAACAACUACACCACAACAAUGGGAAGAAUUUACAAGAUAUAACUGGCAAAGAGCUCAAGCAGAAAUUCGUGCUGGCCAAAGACUACGGGAAGCAAUAUUUCAAAUGUUAUGUCAAGUAUCCAAUGAUUUAGAAGCUCAAGCACAAGCAACAGAAUUUGCUCUUAGACAAAGGAAACAUGAUAUGGAACAAGCAUUAGAUGAAUUAAAAUGGCAAAAGAAACAGACAGAAGAUGAAAUGGCUGAAAUGGAGAAUGAUUUAGAUCAACUUGAAAAAGCGAUACAUGGUUUAAUACCAGCUGGAAAAUUAGCUCAAACGCGACUUGAAAGACGUACUUACCGGCCAGGUGUUGAAUUAUGCCGUGAUGCUGUACAAUAUGGUCUUACAGAUGAAGUAAAACAAAUUGAAGCGACUAAUGAAGCACUGCUAGAAAAACAAAGACAAGCGAGACACGCCUUAGAUGCACUACACAAACAACUCAACCGUAUCAAUGAUGAUAUCGCUAUAAAAGAAGAAAGUUUAAAAAUUGAAACCGACUGUUUAGAUCUACGUGAAAAACGAAUGGAUCGUAGACAACCAGUGAAAGAUUUAGAUCCAAAACGUGUUGAAUCGUAUAAAUCGGAUGAAAAAAUUGUAAAUAAACCACCAACAUUUAUAGAACGUCAUAUGGCGGAGAAAAUUCUUGCUUAA